AGGCCAGGGUCACCCACCAACUGGUCCAGUGCAGCGGUAGUGCAGAUCACAUAUGCACAAGAUUCACAAAAUUGUCAAAAACCAGGCAGUCGAGUGUGUAGUGUGAACGCGCACGCACACGUGACGCAGUGAGACACAGUCGUGUCAGCGCUUCCGUCUGCUAGCCCGAUCGACUAGCCAGCGCCUGCACGAGAUACGAGAUGGAAGAGCUGUUGGCGCAGCGGAGCAGUGCCUGAACAGUCAGUGGAGAGAGAGGAAGGCACAUGUCUGGCUUCAUCAUCAGAGGAGGUUCGAACUCUGGGCUGCUGUUAGUGUUCCCUUCCUAGACGUCUCUUCACAAGUCAGUCAUCUCCAUCAUGACUUGCUAGCAGCACAGUGCAUGCAGUAUUGUACACGGACGCGGCACGCACCUACGACCAACUGCUGGUUAUUACGUCGCGAUGUCGCACUGGGCAGAGCAAUAGCAGCCGCCUUUCACCAACUGAACAAGCCGCCAAGAUGUGCUCUCGAAUUGCCGACUGCCAGACACCCUGGCCUAAGUCAGCGCUAGCGUGCAGUACAGCUACGUCGUCUUCCCCACGGGCCGCAGUACUCAUGGUACUGGUAGGACGAGUCGCUCAGAGGUUUACACUAGUCUAUUACAUGUAUAUGCAUAGCGUGACACACGAGUCAUCAUAAUCAAGGCUGACUUUCAACGUAGAAUCUACGCCGACUAGAUCUAGACGGCAUUUGUGCGCGUGUAUACACACGGCACUUGCCAGGCGUCCUCGCGUGCAGAAAUAGGGUUUCUCUGGGCCGGCAAAUAAUUCUGUACGAGAGCGGUAUCGCCACUGCUGCUGCUGCCGCACUAGGAAUGUGUAACGGGAGAUGCACUCACUGGCAUAAAUUGUCAAUUUCCAACAUAAAACCAAAUCAGUUGUGAGUUGCAGUAAACAGACGUGCACCACGAAACAGGACGCAAGUGGGGUCUGGAGAAUAGUGACUUUGAGGACAAGCAGGGUCACGACGGAGACACGGAGUUGUUUGCUUACUAAGGAUUACCUCAAAGCUGCGCGGAAAGGGCAGCAAGAAGAGAAAACCAGUGUAGAAAGUGAAUGGUAGGUUCAGCAGCAUAGCAACAGGUUUGGUUUCUGAGCUGUGAAGAUGGGCACACAGCCGAGUAAACUGCAAAAGGGUGCGAAAAAGUUCGAGAAAGGGAUGAUGCUGUGCAUCUCGGGCGGCGGUGACGAAGAUUGCAACGAGCAAAUGACUAGCUAUCAGUUGCAGCGCUACACGCACAGUCCGUCCGAAAACAGACCGAACAGGUCACCGGCUCGCACGUUGACGCCGCGACCGUGUGACGACCUCAUGCCCUCAUCGCUCUCAACUUCUCCGUGCUCACUUGGCCAUUCCUCACAACAUCGGAGAUUAUCUUCGACCAAGUCAAGUUUCAGUUCAAGUUGGUUGGAGGACACAAGCUCGUCGGUGGACACUCGAAGUGAGCUGAGUCGAAGCUGCGUUUCGCCACCUUCGAGGCGAGAACAACAACUUCCUGUCGCGGACGUCACGAAUUUCCGCCACAUUCAGCAGCACCAGGGUCGUCUGGCUGCUGGGUCACGAUCGCCAUCCACUGCUAGCGUCGCCUCGACAGGCCCCACUGGCCCGCUGAAAACGACCUGGAAUCGACUGGAGACGGAUCUGGAAUACUACGGAAUGAUCCUAUUAGAUAAGAUCAUCGAACAAGAGCCACAGGCGUGUUACUUGAUGACAUUCGUGCGCCACACGGACAUCGCCGCACUGCUGGCAGACCUGGCACAGCAGCGCAUACUGGCGGUGCGCAUCAUGGAGACGGUGGGCCUGAUGGUCGAGUGUGCCGACGACUGGAAGACGGCAGAGCCAGUGCUGAGUAGCCUGGCGCGGCGACACAACGUCAGCGCACGCGACCUGCGCUACCACAUCCAGGUGCUCAACAGCAGCCUGUUCGCCAUGCUCCACGUCGCCAUGGGACCCGAGUGGAACGCGCACAUGGCGACGGCAUGGAAGGCCCUGCUGGCGCAGGUGUGCAGCACGCUGUUCAACCAGCCGGAAGGCCACCGCAGCAGUAGCUCCAGUCCGAGUCACCCGCUACGCACAGCCACCGCCUGCAGCAGCGCGUACAGCACCACAAACAAUCUUGCCUGGACGUCGGUCAAGUGGAAGUCGACGGAUAGCAAGGACGCUUCUCGCAAGACCAGCAGUCCACUGCCGUUCAAGAGCCUGGACGACUUGACUCGCGCGUGGCACGCCUCGUCACGCUCUGCGCGGCUGCAGUCGCUAAAACUGACACGGACGAGUAGCUCAUCGCCGACCAAGGAGCAGUGCAACAGCAGUCGCAAAGCGUCAGCAUCCGCCGGCCUGAGCCACACUGCACUGCCGAAAUCACCACUAAAACGAUCCUGGUCAUCUCGAUGACAUCAACAAUGACAUCACUCUACAUAGAUGCGUUUUGAAGAGUUUUCUAUUGUCUUGAAUACCACUAGACAGCGCUAUACGGAGAGCCACGAUGCAAUCAAAUAACACACAGAGCUGUUCCUGCUAUAUCAACACUCCUUGUUCUGUUCAACCCUACCUUGAACCCUGAAAUUCCUGUUGACAGACCCGGUCAUCAAGAGAACCGACAGUUGAAUACGAUCACCAGUUUUACACUUUAUUUAAGCCGAGUUUACAACUAACUUAUCUUGAGCACUAUCUCCUAUUCUAUUACUAAAGAGAGAAUUGUACUACCAGUAUAACCAGCGGCUAUUGGUUGAUUGGAGAAAUGAAUGGUGAC
Sycon ciliatum is the source of this 2788-nucleotide messenger RNA. RefSeq lists its product as uncharacterized. The transcript has 2 exons. The coding region runs from base 1144 to 2430 and encodes 428 amino acids. Gene Ontology annotation, molecular function: oxygen binding; oxygen carrier activity; heme binding. The record is from RefSeq and is a predicted model, not a curated record. Lineage: Eukaryota; Metazoa; Porifera; Calcarea; Leucosolenida; Sycettidae. Gene Ontology annotation, biological process: oxygen transport; response to hypoxia.